AUGACAACACGCUAUAGAAUAUUUAAUUCUGAUCAUUUAGGACAAGCAUGGUCACUCUUGAAUGAAUAUAAUGAUUUUUGUUGUAUAGCACAACAUCGUAAGAAAGUCGAAGAACAACUUCAUAAUGCUAAUAUUCCAUUGAUAUAUGUUCCAUGGAAAUCAAUGGUUCGUACUUUACUGUGUCGAAGUUUAUUUAGUGAUAAACAAUUAAAAGAAAUGAAUAUUCAUACUGAUCAGUGUUGUACUGAAGUUGAUAUUGCUGCGAGUCAAGCUAUUGUUAAUUUUCUACUUGAAAACAACCAACAAAAUGAAAAAAAUCUUACAGAAACAUGGUUUGAAAUUAAUCAAUUAAAAGAAUGUUUUCAAAAAGCAAUAAACAUUCUUCCAGCAAAUCGACAUGAACGAUUAGAAAUGUUUCAUAAAAUCUUAGGUUAUCCAACAGGGUAUUCUGAAAAAGGAAUAGAUGAUGUUUUAAACAAUAAGGAUGAUAUUGAAUCAUUGGAUUUAAACAAUGUUCUAUCAAUUGAUAAACAACGUCAAAUGCAUACAGGUGAUCUCAUUGAAUUCAGUGGCAAUCGAUUACAUGAUGCAUUUUAUAUAUAUCGUUUACCAGCAAAAGGUAUUUGGACUCAAAUUCAACAAAUGUGGUCAAAACAUCAAAUCACAAAUUUUAUAUUUAAUAAUGCAGAAACAGAUCUUAAAGAAGACGAGAUCAUUCUUGUACCAGCCAUGGAUGAAUAUGGUUAUGGUGUUCCUUAUUUAUUUGCUACAAGACCAACAGAAUUAUUACCUGAUGGUGCACUUCAUAAAUAUGUUGAUAUCAAUUGUCCUCUUGUAUCUAUGCAUAAACAAAAUCCAACAAUUGCACUUGUACAACAACACCUUAAUGAACGUUUAAAGAAUCCUGUAUAUCAAGACAAAUACAUGAAUGUCGAAAUGAGUGUAGAAUUACAUAGAUUUCCACAAGAAUAUGUUGCUUUUGUACAUAUAAAUGAUGCACCUAAAGAUAAUGUCUUGUGGACACAACGAGUUCAUUACAAUGGCAAGGAAAUUGCUCGAGAUUUAAAUGAUAAUUUAGAAAUAUUUUUUUCACGCCGAAUUCUGGAAUCCGAAGAACAAUACAAGCAAACAAAAAAAGUUAAUAUUUGA
Molecule: messenger RNA, 1149 nt
Organism: Rotaria sp. Silwood1
Lineage: Eukaryota; Metazoa; Rotifera; Eurotatoria; Philodinida; Philodinidae
Source: the annotation of a GenBank genome assembly